ACUCUCUCCCAACUAGACACAAUAUAGGGACUCUGGCUGAGAACAUAGCCAAGGCAUUUUGAUUGAUAUGGUGCCAUCAUUGCUCAUGGUGCCUUAGAGAGUUAUAGAUGUAAAAAUAGACAUCUCCCUGCCCCCAAGGAACUUAAAACAGUCUAGAACAGACAAUGAGAAAAAUCAACUAUCAGUAAAACUUAGUGAUGUUACCUACUAAUGCCUUCGAGUUAAGGCAGUGACUGAUCCAAUGUGCCACUGCUGCAAGAGUUCAUCCCUGCUUGUGUCAUCUCUGCAAGGGUUAAUGAUGGUUCGGCUCCAUCCAAGAACUAGUAGGUGCUGGAGGGAGAGACCCUAUUGGAACUGGAGGUGAUGUGGGCAGCCCAAGGACUCUGAGUGAGCCACCAUGGGUUUCAGGCUGUUAGCUUGCCUCUUCAACCUGCCUGUUGCGGUGGUCUACGGGUCUCUGUCCCUCUUCAUUUCCAUUUUGCACAACGUCUUCCUCCUCUACUACGUGGACACCUUUGUUUCUGUAUAUAAGAUUGAUAAACUCUCCUUCUGGGUUGGAGAGACUGUGUUUCUGAUUUGGAACAGCCUCAACGAUCCUCUCUUUGGCUGGCUGAGUGAUCGGGCUUUCCUUAGCACGCAACAGUCUGGAGUGGCGAUUUCCACUCCGGAAGUGGUUUUGAAGAGACUCAAGGCCCUGAGCCGCAAUGGCCCCCUCUUUGCUAUGUCAUUCCUGGCUUUCUGGAUUGCCUGGGCCACCCCAGGCCUGCAGUUCCUCAUCUGCCUCUGCCUGUAUGACAGCUUCCUCACCAUGGUGGAUCUCAACCAGAACGCUUUGCUCGCUGACCUCGCUGUAUCUGCAAAGGACAGGACCGGCCUCAAUUUCUACUCCUCACUCUUCAGUGCCAUUGGCUCUCUCUCUGUCUUCAUGUCCUAUGCUGUGUGGAACAAGGAGGACUUCUUCUCCUUCCGGAUAUUUUGCAUGGUGCUGGCUUUCGGCUCAGCAAUUGGUUUUACCCUGGCCACAUGGCUCCUGAGGCAGAGGUUUCAGACUGAGGGACACGUGAAGUGGGAUGAAAAUGCAGCUUUGAAAGAACUGUAUAUUGACCAUCCAUCUGUGCAACAAGAGAAGAGAAUCACUCUGGCUGAGUACCUCAAGCAGCUCUCCCGACACCGCAACUUUCUCUGGUUUGUCUCUAUGAACCUGAUCCAGGUUUUUCACUGCCACUUUAACAGCAACUUCUUUCCCCUCUUCCUGGAGCACCUGCUGUCUGAUCGUAUCUCACUCUCCAUGGGAUCAUUUCUGCUUGGAGUUUCCUACGUGGCUCCUCAUCUCAACAACCUCUACUUCCUGUCUCUCUGCCAGAGGUGGGGGGUAUAUGCAGUGGUGCGAGGGCUCUUCUUCCUGAAGCUGUUGCUCGGUGUGAUUAUGCUCCUUGCUGGACCAGAUUGGAUCUACCUGCUCUGCUUCUUCAUAGCCAGCAACCGCGUGUUCACGGAAGGGACCUGUAAGCUGCUGAACUUGGUGGUCACCGACCUGGUAGAUGAAGACUUGGUGCUGAAUCGAAGGCAGCAGGCUGCCUCAGCCCUCUUGUUUGGCAUGGUUGCCUUGGUAACCAAACCAGGCCAGACCUUUGCCCCCUUGAUUGGCACCUGGCUCCUGUGUGCUUAUACAGGUUACGACAUUUUCCAGCGGGAUGCCCUGAGCAAUAUUGUGAGUGCCCAGCCCAAGCUGGCUUCCAACACAGCCUGGGAACCGACACUGCGCCAGGGCUGCUUCUACCUCCUUGUUUUUGUCCCCAUCACAUGUGCAUUGCUGCAGCUCCUCAGCUGGUCACAAUUCACCCUGCAUGGGAGGCACCUCCAGAGAGUGAAAGCUCAGCGCCAGACUUUCACGGAAAGUCAGUCCCAAGAAAUCAAGACCAUUUAAUUUUCCUGUGUAUCAGCAGAAAAUGUCCCUGAUCGUUUUGGACUUCUGCAGAAUCAACUCAACAAGGCGUGGGUAGAAGAAAAAGGGCAACUGAUACUCUUCUUGGUUAAAGUUGGUGAGUGGAAGCUUUUGAGUUGGCGCUGCCAUUACCUGGUUUUCAGCGUCACUUAAAAAUGCACCUCCUUACGCAAACUUUUGGAGGAAAUUGAUUCAGCAAGGCCACAUGUAAUUGAUGAAGGUCACAGGCAGUAUUGAUAUGGUUUGGUUUCUAGUUACUAAUGGUUUGGUUCAUUUUUUUUCCUUGCUCAAUUUUCUUUAUAUAAAUAUACAAAAGUUAAACACUCUUCCUUGCGUUUGGCAGGUCCAUGCCUCUUUCUCCGGCACACGGCAGCAGAUACAGAUGUUGCCCUCUCUGAUCUCCCAAAUCCUCCUUGGCUUGCAGCUCAAAUAUUCUCUGGCUUUGGCUCUUGAUGGUCUCUUGCAGCAGCUACAACUGCUCCACCAGCUGCUUCUCCCUCUCAUGGCUCUCUUGGAGCUUCUGGGCCGAGAUCUUGGCCUCCUCACGCAGCUGCCAGUUGAGGGCCCUGACACUCUUUAGCUCCUCUUCUAGGUUGUCCUCCCUCUUGUGGCUGGCCAGGUCCUCAUCUGCUUGCUCAGCUUCUUGUUGACUCCCUUCAGCUUGUUCUUCUCUUGGAGCUCCUGGGCCAAGGCCUUGUCCUUGUCCUUCAGCAGCUUCAGCUCCUCCCCCUCCUGUCUGGCUAUGUUUUGCUUCUCCUUUUCAAUAGUUAGGCAUUGGUUCUGCUCCUUAUAAUUUUGUGCUUGGGCCUUAGGGACCCUGGAAGCCCAGUUCUUCUCACCCCCGCCAGCACCAGCAGGAGCAGGGGCUGACUUAGGGGCUGCCGCAGUCGCCAUCCCACGGGAUCCUUUGUCAUUGACAACUCUGAUUCUCUUAUUUUGCUGUAAUUUUUCUAAAUUUUAAAACACAGUAUCACAGGCGGUAACCACGUCCAGCAAAAUUUCUGAUUUUCAGCUAAAGCACUUCCAUAGACUUUCAGCCUGUAUGGCCGAUAGUCCUUUUUGACCAAAGCUUCAUAAUGUGCCGUAUUUUUUGCUCCAUAAGACGCACCUGACCAUAAGACGCACCUAGUUUUUAGAGAAGGAAAACAAG
Messenger RNA from Podarcis raffonei (Aeolian wall lizard), 3095 nucleotides. RefSeq names its product major facilitator superfamily domain containing 13A (gene SLC68A1). The coding region runs from base 398 to 1927 and encodes 509 amino acids. Lineage: Eukaryota; Metazoa; Chordata; Lepidosauria; Squamata; Lacertidae. The record is from RefSeq and is a predicted model, not a curated record. The transcript is spliced from 10 exons.